Alternaria alternata is the source of this 864-nucleotide messenger RNA. Its product is annotated as HET-domain-containing protein. Lineage: Eukaryota; Fungi; Ascomycota; Dothideomycetes; Pleosporales; Pleosporaceae. The annotation marks the transcript as partial. The record is from RefSeq and is a predicted model, not a curated record. The transcript has a single exon.
GAGUACGCGUGCUUAAGUCAUUGUUGGGGUGGUUCACAUCCCUGCACUUUGACAGAAGAUACCAGAGCAGAAUAUACCAAGAAAAUUCGCAAAUGCGAUCUCACACCAGUGUUCCUCGACGCAAUAAAGGUCUGCAAGAAGCUUGGCUUGAGAAGACUCUGGAUUGAUUCGCUCUGCAUACAGCAAGACAGCAAAGAGGACUGGCGUUAUGAGUCGCAGAGGAUGGGGCCAUACUAUCGCAAUUGCACCGUAUGCAUCACAGCUACAAGCUCUGCCAAUUCGGAGAAGAGUUUCGAGAUUGCAGAAAGACCUUCGGUGGUGAGCUCAUCUAGCACGGAUCCCGAAAGUGGGCCUUUCAGUCUCCUUGCUUACCCUUUCGACUUGAUGGAGGAAAAGCCUCAUUUUGGCCACUCGAAUAGUCUGGAAACUGCCCUUGAAAGCUUUCCUCUCCUUACCCGUGCAUGGGUCUUACAAGAGCGUUGGCUAUCCCCGCGAGUACUUCACUUUUGCGGUUCUGAAGUCGUGUUUGAAUGUGCUCAGUCAACGACUUGCGAGUGUGGUCAAGCAAGACAAUCCUUCGUGGAUAUGAUAAAACCCUCAACGGAUGUACGAUACACAACAACAUCACAUGAGGGACUAAUAGCCAAGCGUGCACAGCUUGCAGCUAUCGGGUGGGACUACUUCGUUACGACAUACAGCGCUUUGAGAAUUACGUACAGCACGGAUCGCUUGAUUGCUAUAUCUGGUCUGGCAUCUACGUUGUACGAUACGAGAUACAACCCCAAUGAAGAGGGUGAGCAUGGAAGCCUGCCGCUGUAUCUUGCUGGACUAUGGCGGAUGGACCUCACCAGAGAUAUGUCAUGG